CUGGUUGAUGCGUGUUUGUUUCGUCGACUGAUGCUCGACAACGCGAUGAAAUAAUUUUGAUUUUUCUCUUAAGUUUCUGUAACCGUGUUCAAUUUUUCAAUUUCAAUUAUUUUUUAAUAAUGUCGACAGCAAUUAAAGAACAACCAUCCUCUAAGGGCGAGGAGGCAGGAGCGGUUUCGCCACCGGACGGGGGAGCCCGCGCAUGGAUCGUGAUGGUCGGUGCAUUCCUUUGCAACGGAAUACUGUUUGGAGUCAUUAACACCUACAGUGUGAUUUACAUGGACUUAAGAAAGAAAUUAGAAGCUCAAGGGGAGACAGACACGUCUAGCAAAGCAGCGUUGGUGGGAUCCUUGGCCAUCGGCACCACUUUUUCUAUGUCUUUGGUUUCUGGAAUACUGACGGAUCACUUCGGUCUGCGACGAACUACAUUAUUUGGAGGCGUACUUGCUGCUUCCGGAAUGCUGCUCUCAUCUUUCCUAACUGAUAAUGUAGCCGCAUUAUAUCUGACUUAUGGCCUUAUGUACGGCUUAGGAGCCGCUUUAACCUACACUCCGUCACUGGCAAUAUUAGGACAUUACUUCAAGCGCUAUCUGGGCUUAGUUAAUGGAGUGGUAACUGCUGGAAGCUCGGUCUUCACGAUUGCUAUGCCUGCCUUUCUCAAUUGGUUAGUCGGAGCAGCGGGUCUUCCUACUGCUUUGAGAGUCUUAGCACUUAUGUCGUCCUUUAUUAUCCUGUGCGCUCUGCUUUUCAAACCUCUGCAGCCACGCCAACGUCCACUGUUCAAGAAGGAACGUACUGGAUGCUCAACUAUAAUAAAUGUUGAUAACUGGCGUAGAAAACGCUAUGUGAUCUGGGCGUUGACGAUACCCUUCGCACUGUUCGGUUAUUUCGUGCCAUACGUACACAUGGUAAAAUUCGUAGCCGAUGCUUUCCCUGGACGCAGAGGUGAUUGGCCAGUAAUGUGCAUUGGAAUAACAUCUGGACUUGGUCGACUGAUAUUUGGAUACGUUGCUGACCUUCCAAGAGUAGAUAGGAUUCUUCUUCAACAAAUUUCAUUUGUGAGCAUAGGAAUUCUCACAGUUUGCUUGCCAUUUGCACCAUCAUACGAAGUGCUUUUAGCUAUUGCUUUAGCUAUGGGUUUAUUCGACGGAUGUUUUAUUUCUUUAUUAGGACCUAUAGCAUUUGACUUAUGUGGACCGAAAGGCGCCACGCAAGGGAUAGGAUUUUUGUUGAGCCUUUGUUCACUUCCAUUAACUAUGGGAGCGCCCAUUGCCGGAUUGCUUUAUGAUCACAUGCAAUCAUACACGCUGCCUUUGAUAUUAGCAGGAUUACCUCCCUUAGUGGGUGCAGUUAUAAUGAAUUUGAUGCGGUGCGUUCGAGAUGAUUCUGCUAAGCAGGAUGAAUCUGGUGAUGCUGCAGCCCAACCGCUUUCAGAUCCGACGGCCGGAAGCGGUUUCGGUGCCAUCGACGAUCAGAAGAAAAACGGAUUAUUAGAACAAGAUGUGGACAAUUCACAAGUUUAAAAUUCUAACGCACAUUGCCAUAAGUGCCAUACUCAGCAGCAUAUGCUCUGAAUGUUCAUCAUGUACGAACAACGGUGUAUCAUUGCUGUGUGAUAUUGAAUGAGAUGCGCCAUCUCAAAAUCGCCUUCUACAUUAAAGAUUAUAGAUAAUAAGACAAAUGCAACUUUAGCCAAUGCGAGUUCCGGAGGAAGCGUCAACGACCGGAUUAUUGAUAAUCAGGCAGUUUCGAGUACGAGGGUCUAAAUUGCUCAAUUUUGCAUUUAUUGUGUGAAUUUUGUUUUGUGUUUCGCAUUCGUACGUUUUAGUCGUUUUUAUACAUUGAUGAGAUUCCCAAUCUUUUUACUGAUAGAUGUAGAAAUUAAACUUAGGGCUAAUAGAUUAAUAUCAAUUUUGUAAAACAGCUAAAAAUCUUCUGGCCUACUUCUUGA
Molecule: messenger RNA, 1951 nt
Organism: Ctenocephalides felis (cat flea)
Lineage: Eukaryota; Metazoa; Arthropoda; Insecta; Siphonaptera; Pulicidae
Gene: kar
Product: monocarboxylate transporter 10
Exons: 4
Coding region: 120-1523 (467 amino acids)
Biological process (GO): transmembrane transport
Molecular function (GO): monocarboxylic acid transmembrane transporter activity
Source: RefSeq, a predicted model, not a curated record